GAAAAAUGUCCCUUACAUUGGUGACUAGUUGUAAGAAUGUCUCUUACAUUGGUGUUCAUUAGGAAAAUGUUCCUUAUAUUGGUGACUAGUUGUAAGAAUGUCUCUUACAUUGGUGUUCAUUGGGAAAAUGUCCCUUAUAUUGGUGGUUAGUGGGAAGAUUAUCUCUUACAUUGGUGAUCAGUGGAAAAAAUGCUCCGUACAUUAGUGGUCAGUAGAAAAAUGUCCCUUACACUGGUGGCUAGUGGAAAGAAUGUCCCUUACAUUGGUGGUCAGUGGGAGAAUGUCCUUUACAUUGGUGUUCAUUGGUAAAAUGUCCCUUAUAUUGGUGGUAAGUACAAAAAUGUCCCUUACAAUGGUGCUUAGUGAGAAGAAUGUCCCUUACAUUGGUGGUCAGAGGGAAAAAUGUCCCUUAUACAGGUGGUCAGUGGAAAGAAUGUCCCUUACAUUGGUUUAUAGUGGGUAAAGGUCCAUUACAUUGGUGAUUAGUGGGAA
Staurois parvus is the source of this 492-nucleotide messenger RNA. The record is from the annotation of a GenBank genome assembly. NCBI's taxonomy places the organism in Eukaryota, Metazoa, Chordata, Amphibia, Anura, Ranidae.